UUAUUAAAGUAACUCUUUUCUGUAGGAAUCCUAGAAUACAGAAGGAAGUAAAAAUCCCCCAUAAUCCCACUGCCAUAUUAUAUAUAACAAAAUUAGGACCGUAUUCAUACUGCAACUUACUUUUGUUUUCACUGGAGACUAACAUAGGUUUAGAAAAUUCUUAAAUUGUCGUUUAGCAUCGCGUCAGAAUUCCUGUUUUUCAACCAUCCAAAUACUUUUCUGAGGAGAAAUCUAAGGCCUUUAAAGGAAUGAAUGACCCCUGCUUUAGGCGUACCUUUAAAUUUUGAACCUUUAAAAGGCCCCUUUAAAAGGAGACACCAGCACUCAGGCGAGCCACUCAGCGAGUCUCCACCCCAGAGCUGAGGGAGCUCCAAGCCCGCGGGGUUUGUCGAGGCUCCAAUGUCUCCGUGCGGCCUGGCUGUAGCGUCCCCUGGUGGCGGCAGCGAGGACGGCUGAGCACAAGGUUGGGGGUCAGAUCGACUGCCAAGCCCUUCUCUUCCGAGAAAUCCUUUUAAUCGGUUUGGGAGCCGCUUUCUUAACCAGGCCCGCGUUUGCCUCUGUGACCUUCUGCUGCACCUCCGGACUUUGAGUAGAGACUUGCGGCGCUGGAGGGGUCUGCUCUGCAGAUGACCGACCGCCGAGUGGCCCCGAGGCGGGGCGAAACUCAGCCCGGGCGGCUGGGGCUGAUUUCCGCACCCGUCCCUCACCACCCCGUCUGGGGCGUUUGUGAAGUUUUGAACUUCCGGGGUUGGUUCUCUUGAGCUUUUGGUGGGGUGGCCGGCCGAGGGGCGUCGCUGUGCCGAGUGUUUGGGCGCGGCCCUUUAAACUUUUUUGCUGUUUAAACUUCGGGGGUGUGGUCGCGGCCCUCCUCUCCCCGGCCGCCCAGUACUUCCCUCUGCCCCGCCUUCCAGAUGCUGUGGAGUCAUGAGCCGGGAGGGUGCAGGGACCCCUUUGGUGGCCGAGGUGAUCAGAGAUCGCCUUUGUUUUGCCAUUCUCUUCAGCAGACCAAAGAGUUCAUCAAAUGUACAUUAUUUCAGCAUAGAUAAUGAACUUGAAUAUGAAAACUUCUACGCAGAUUUUGGGCCACUCAAUCUAGCAAUGGUUUACAGAUACUGCUGCAAGAUAAAUAAGAAAUUAAAGUCCAUUACAAUGAUGAGGAAGAAAAUUAUACAUUUUACUGGCCCUGAUCAGAGAAAACAAGCAAAUGCUGCUUUCCUUGUUGGAUGUUAUAUGGUUAUAUAUUUGGGGAAAACUCCAGAAGACGCAUAUAGAAUAUUAAUGUUUGGAGAUGCAGCCUAUAUUCCUUUCAGAGACGCUGCCUAUGGAAGUUGCAAUUUCUUCAUUACACUUCUUGACUGUUUUUAUGCAGUAAAGAAGGCAAUGCAGUAUGGCUUCUUUAAUUUCAACUCAUUUAACCUGGAUGAAUAUGAAUACUAUGAAAAAGCAGAAAAUGGAGAUUUAAAUUGGAUAAUACCAGACCGAUUUCUUGCCUUCUGUGGACCUCAUUCAAGAACCAGACUUGAAAGUGGUUACCAUCAGCAUUCUCCUGAGGCUUAUAUUCCAUAUUUUAAGAAUCACAACGUUACUACAGUUAUUCGUCUGAAUAAAAGGAUGUAUGAUGCCAAACGCUUUACAAAUGCUGGUUUCGAUCACUAUGAUCUUUUCUUUGCGGAUGGCAGCACCCCUACUGAUGCCAUCGUUAAAGAAUUUCUGGAUAUUUGUGAAAAUGCAGAGGGUGCCAUUGCAGUACACUGUAAAGCUGGCCUUGGACGAACAGGCACUUUGAUAGCCUGCUACAUCAUGAAGCAUUACAGGAUGACAGCAACCGAGACCAUUGCUUGGGUCAGAAUCUGCAGGCCUGGCUCAGUGAUUGGACCACAGCAGCAAUUUUUGAUGAUGAAACAGGCAAGCCUCUGGAUAGAAGGUGACUAUUUUCGUCAAAAGUUGAGGGGUCAGGAGAAUGGAAAACACAGAGCAGCUGUCUCAAAACUCCUUUUGGCUGUGGAUGACAUUUCAAUCAAUGGGGUCGAGAACCAAGACAAGCAAGAACCUGAACUGUACAGUGAUGACGACGAAAUCAAUGGAGUGACACAAGGUGAUAGACUUCGGGCCCUGAAAAGCAGAAGACAGUCAAAAACAAAUGCUAUUCCUCUCACAGUAAUUCUUCAGUCCAGUGUUCAGAGCUGUAAAACAUCUGAACCUAACAUUUCUGGCAGUGCAGGCAUUACUAAAAGAACCACCAGAUCUGCUUCAAGAAAAAGCAGUUUUAAAAGUCCCUCCAUUUCAAGGACUAAAACAGUCUUGCGUUAAGUAAAAACCUGUGACCAGAACUGAAAGAAGACUCUAGGAACAGAAAACUACAACAGGACUUUAGCACAAUUUAUUUGGGAAAAAAAAAAAAAAUUGCAAAAGCCUUAGCUGCUUUCCACCUAACAAGUUUAUUCAAUGAAGAAAAUGUCCACUGGAAUUUAAAUAACUACAUGAGCUUGGGUGCAAGUGAAUGACUUGAAGAGGGCCCAACUCUCCUAUAGAAAUGUCUUGAACACAAAAAGCUGUUGUAAAUUAGUCUCAGGUGUAAAUAUCAAAGCCUUCUGUUAUCAGGAGAGCUGACUAGUCUGUGUGGUGCACGUAUGUCCCUGUGAUGGCAAUCAUUUUAGCUGCUGGCCUUCAGAAGAAUUGAAGAUCUGAUGGAGGUUUUUUACUUAUUUAUUUGCUGUUCACCCUGUGUCAAAAUUUAUAAAGAUAAAACAAGCAUUACUGAAAUGGUACUUUCUGUGAUUUGAUACUAUUUGGUUUAAUCAUCUUCACUUUAAUAUUUGUAAUACUGUUGUAAUGUUAACUCUGUUAAGUACCCAAGCUGCUUGUCUUCCACCAAAGAGUGCUUUAUUAACAAGAAUCUGUGAAAACCACAUUUAAAGACUGUUGCAUGUUGUAAUACAAAUUGGUACUUUGGUAACCUAAACCUAUUAAGAGAAUGUUAGUAGUAGCUUUAGAAGACUCAGGAAGAGAGACUAGCUUCAGAGUUGGAAAAUUGUUGUAAGUUAUUCUUAUUUGUGUCACUUUGAGUCUGAAGAAUGUCAAGGCUGCCCACUAUUUGGUUACCCAGUCAUACAAAUUAAAGUCAUACUUCCACACAGGAAAAAACCCCACACUGUUGGUGUUUCCCCUGGAAACAGUGAUCCCAAACAAUGACGACUUUUUAAAAAGGUUAUUUUGUUAGGGUCUUUCUCUGUAGCAUUGUGAAUUUUUGUUGUUGUUAUGUUAAUGGCCUCAGGCCUUUUGGUUUCACUCAUGGUUAUUUGCAUCUAGAUUUCUUUAUUUGUAAAUAAGAAACUCACUGUUGCCUUCGGUUAGGGAAUACAACUAAUAACUCUUUGCAGAGUGCCUUCUCCCCUCAAUCCCACAGAAACACAACAGUCUGUAAUGUAAAGCAAUCACAAAACAAUUUAUUUGCUGCUAAAAAGAAACAGGGCCCCAAAAUAAAAGAAUAUUUAUAAUCACCUUGGUUACUUCCAUAAGUGAAUGAUUUAGUUAUUGUUACCCAGUGUUUGGCUAUCCUAGUUUCGAGAAUGAGGAGAUAUAUUGAAAGGCAAAAUGCCUUCACAUUCUUUACAAGAUGAAUGCAUCAGGUCAGUAGGCAAUUCCAUUUUUGAAAAGCUGCCUUCUUAAUAUAGUUACAAAGAAUAAUGAGUGGUUGGAAUAAGCAGAUUAAAGUCUGUUCAAUGUAAAAAGUAAUUAGAAGACUGUGGGUCUCUUAUGGUAUCUACUGUCUUGGAGUAAAUUAUAAGUUUGCCUAGUUUUGAGGGGAGAUGGAAGAUGCCAUCGUUUUGAUCAAACAAGCAGCUCCUCCUCAUUGGGCACCAUGCGGUAGGGCCAUGCCAGGUUCUAAACAUCAGGACCAGACCUCAGAAAAAUGGUGGUUUUCUGUCCCUGAAAGUUCGUAAAUACAAAGACCCGCUUACCUGAGGGAAGACAGCUCUUGAUGAAGCUUUGAGUGGGAAAAGAAACUUUGUGUUUGCUGUGUUGUUCUGGGAGAUACUAAAUAUUCAAGCUGUGCCCAGGUAUAAAACACUGAAUUCUCAGGGCAACUCUUCUUCCCUUUAUACCUUUAAAGGCCAUUUCCUACAUAACUGAUCCCAGCAGUUAUGAAAAUCAAACUUCCAUCUGAACCAUUCUUGCUGAUCAGAACAAGUAAAUGCUGUCUCCCUCACAGUGAAUAAGCCGUCUUUAUGUUUUGGCCAAGAGUGAAAAAUUUGGGCUUCAAUGUACUUUUUGUUUUACAAAUUGACUUUUUGUGUGGCUGCUCAAGUUUUCCAGCUAGAGUUGCUAUCACUGUGGUUCUUUCUAAAAAUCCUUGUUUUUGACAGGCUCACUGAAAGUAGUCAUAGCAAACUAGUGAUUUGUUAAGAAACAUUCCUUGGAACACACAACUUGGGAUAGUGCUUCAGAUGGAUUGUAUAGCACGUUGUUAAGGGGAUAUUGAGAAUCUAGGAAGUCUCUGGGUCUGACUGAUGGAAAGUUCUUCCUGCUAUGAAUAAAAGACUCUUCCUCCUGUCCCCAGCUGAAACUUCAGCACACCCAAGAAUCUUCUCAGAAUCUCAUUUUUAAUUUCUUGUAUACGAUCUUGGUAUGGAAUAUGAAAUAGGGCAUGUCAGAUAUGGAGAGAUUUCUUUAACCUGAGAGCCUUAAACAGCUUUGAAAAUACACCAAGAGAGUUUCCAUUGGGAUAAAAAUUAGAAAUGAAUAUUUUUAGGUGCCCUUGAAGCUUUCUGGGGGCUCAGAUCAUCAACAGUCAGGGACUGUCCAAAAGAAUAUCUGCCAAACUGGGUACCUAGAUGUGUGAACAGACUUCCAUUUUGUAAUCCUAAAGAAAAACUAGAAAUCCCUCUAACCUGCGAAUGGAGAGGGAUGGAUCCUGAGCAGUGCCUCAAUAAAUCAAGUAGCCUUACUUGUCAAAAUGUAGCUGCAUCUAAGUGGCACACUGCUCUUCUGGUCUCCAGAAUUUUUCUGUUCUAAACUUGAUUCUCUUAGCCUGUCCCCUACCCACUUGCUUCCCUACCCUCUUCCACCUCUCACAGGGGUGAUUUCUACCUCUUGGGCCCAGACAAAAUCUAAAAGAGUUCCCAAGUGUUCUCAUGAGGCGAUGUGUCUGCCCUUGGGAGUGUGAGAUGCUUCGGUGAGCUGUUCGGACCAUCAGGCAUUCUGGGCCGCGUUAUGCAAAGAGCUCUGGGAGCCUUUCCUUUGCUUGACAAAUGAGCAUUGCGCUCCUUUGAUGUUUGUCAGAAAGUAGCAUAGCUGCUUCUCUUCAUACAUUUUUUAAGCUAGUAAUUGCAUUUUGGAAAGCAAAAAGCAACUUUAAAAGUCUGUUUUAAUUCUGUAACAGUUUUCUCCCCUCGAAACUGUCCUGUGAGUCUAGCUGCUGCUCUCCCUUUUCGCUUAAAUCUGGGUAUUCUCCAUGUCCCUACACGGAAAUACUACAGAUGUGUUUAAUCGACUGGACAGUUCACCUAUACUGUGUAGGAAAUUACCUCCUUAAUUGCCCAGUAGAAUUAACUGUCAGCAAAUAUGUUCAUCUGAUUAUAUUACUGCAGUUUUAUAUCAAUGAUUUGCAGACUUUUAUCUAACCUGCACUCAUGUAUAGAUUAUUAAAGGUUUUAAAAUGUAACUGAUUAAUCAAUAUUUGAUCAAUCAUUGUCUUGAUUUUUUUAAGUAAAAUGUAUAUUUCUAAUCAUAUUUUAUAAAGCUGAGAGAACUGGCUGAAUGAAUGUUUAUUUUCCUGAAGGUAUUUUUAAGAUAAAGCUUCAUAAUGGCCUGUAAACUUGGCAUAUCUAUGUAGUUUGAUACAUAUUGUCACAUUUGUGUAUUGUAAACUGGUUUUAUACAAAAUGUUGAAUAAUGGAAGUUGUAUAAUUAUAAUCAUAUCAUUAAAAGUAUUAACCAAA
Messenger RNA from Capra hircus (goat), 5942 nucleotides. RefSeq names its product cell division cycle 14B (gene CDC14B). Gene Ontology annotation, molecular function: protein serine/threonine phosphatase activity; protein tyrosine/serine/threonine phosphatase activity. The record is from RefSeq and is a predicted model, not a curated record. Bases 925 to 2310 code for a protein of 461 amino acids. The transcript is spliced from 14 exons. Gene Ontology annotation, cellular component: nucleolus; spindle pole; mitotic spindle. NCBI's taxonomy places the organism in Eukaryota, Metazoa, Chordata, Mammalia, Artiodactyla, Bovidae. Gene Ontology annotation, biological process: microtubule cytoskeleton organization; cilium assembly; protein dephosphorylation.